AUGGCUUUCCCGGGAAAUACCUGGCUGGGAAAAAGGGAUGGGAAAGCAUCGUUUCGAGGACAGCAGUCUUCAAUCGCCCGCCUCAAACGCUCUUUCAAAGCCCCGGGGACCAAAGACCGUCCCUACCAUAAAACCGACCGCGUUUUUAAACAGAUGGAACGGCCAAAACCCCCAUUUUCGAAGACCGGUCGAGCGGGGCGCGGGGAUGUGGGUGUCCCGCUGCCCGCCCGCCCUGACGGCCGUGCUCUCGCCCCGCCCGCAGAUCGCAGCCCCCCGGAGGAGGAGGACGGAGCGGGCAAGUGCGGGAAUCUGCUGCCGGGGGAGGAGGAGGCGGCGGCGCCGAAGCCGCGGAAGAAGCGCUCCCGCGCGGCCUUUUCCCACGCGCAGGUCUUCGAGCUGGAGCGGCGCUUCAACCACCAGCGGUACCUGUCGGGGCCCGAGCGGGCCGACCUGGCCGCCUCGCUGAAGCUCACCGAGACGCAGGUGAAGAUCUGGUUCCAGAACCGGCGCUACAAGACCAAGCGGCGGCAGAUGGCCGCCGACCUCCUGGCCGCCGCCCCCGCCGCCAAGAAGGUGGCCGUCAAGGUGCUGGUGCGCGACGACCAGAGACAGUACCACCCCGGCGAGGUGCUGCGGCCGCCCUCGCUGCUCUCCCUCCAGCCCUCCUACUACUACCCCUACUACUGCCUGCCCGGGUGGGCUCUGUCCACCUGCGCCGCAGCUGCCGGCACCCAGUGA
Haliaeetus leucocephalus (bald eagle) is the source of this 738-nucleotide messenger RNA. RefSeq names its product NK3 homeobox 2 (gene NKX3-2). Bases 1 to 738 code for a protein of 245 amino acids. Gene Ontology annotation, biological process: cell differentiation; regulation of transcription by RNA polymerase II. Gene Ontology annotation, cellular component: nucleus. The transcript is spliced from 3 exons. Lineage: Eukaryota; Metazoa; Chordata; Aves; Accipitriformes; Accipitridae. Gene Ontology annotation, molecular function: RNA polymerase II cis-regulatory region sequence-specific DNA binding; DNA-binding transcription factor activity, RNA polymerase II-specific. The record is from RefSeq and is a predicted model, not a curated record.